Messenger RNA from Striga asiatica, 1584 nucleotides. The record is from the annotation of a GenBank genome assembly. Lineage: Eukaryota; Viridiplantae; Streptophyta; Magnoliopsida; Lamiales; Orobanchaceae.
CAAAAACAGAGUUGGGCCAUUGAAAAGUAAGGAUAUAUGGUUCACUUGCUCUCGUGUUGUUUUAAAAUUUUAAACACUGAUUAGAAAAAUAAAUAAAUUUGGCAGCUCAUUAUCGCCAAGCUAGAGUCGGAGCUGACGAUACAUCCCUUUAUUAUCCUUCUUGUAGUAUAAAAAAUUUGUAUGCAUAAAGCUCUAUACUUUCAUCCUCAAAAAUUUUUAUUUCAAUUUCUUGGGACCUUUUUGAAAUUCUUUUUCACCUUUAUAUUUUUCUUUGGGGUCCCUUUUCCGAAUAGAAAAAGUGGUGAUGUCGAUUCUUAGGCGCGAUGGGGUUGAUGGGUUUGUGGUUUCAGGUUCAGACAAUGGUGUCAACCAGAAAUUUGAGAAAAUUAUCAUUGAUACAGAUCCUGGUAUUGAUGAUAGCAUGGCAAUACUAAUGGCAUUUCAGUCACCGGAUUUAGAGAUAUUAGGAUUAACAACGAUAUUCGGUAAUGUAACUACAGAAAAUGCCACGCGUAAUGCAUUAGUUCUGUGCGAACUUGCUGGACGUGUAGAUGUGCCCGUGGCAGAGGGAAAUCCUGAACCAUUGAAGAGAGGGCCACCACGUAUUGCAGACUUUGUUCACGGUUCGAAUGGAUUAGGGGAUAUCUCCAUUUCUCUUCCUAAAUCGAAAAAAUCCAAAAAAUCGGCAUCCGAAUUUUUAGUCGAUAAAGUCUCUGAAUAUCCUGGUGAAGUUUCUAUACUUGCAUUAGGGCCUCUUACAAAUCUCGCGCUAGCUGUAAAGAGGGACUCUUCCUUUCCAAGCAAGGUGAAGAGAAUUGUGAUACUUGGCGGGGCUUUCUUUGCCUUAGGAAAUGUUAAUCCAGCUGCUGAAGCAAAUAUAUAUGGGGACCCAGAAGCUGCAGAUAUUGUAUUCACCUCGGGGGCAAAUAUCGAUGUUGUUGGCAUUAAUAUCACGACCCAAGUCAAAAUGACAGAUGUACACUUAGAUGAGCUGAGGAAAUCAAAAGGAAAGCAUGCCAAAUUCAUAUGUGAUAUGUGCAAGUUUUAUCGCGACUGGCAUGUGAAAUCAGACGGUGUUCAUGGAAUUUUCCUUCACGAUCCUGUGAGUUUUGUGGCGCUAGUGAGACCCGAUCUCUUCACCUUCAAGAAAGGAGUUGUUAGGGUUGAGACACAGGGUAUUUGUGUAGGGCAUACGCUUAUGGACCAGGGAUUAAAGAAAUGGAACUCAAACAACCCAUGGUCAGGCUUUUCUCCAGUUUCAGUAGCGUGGACAGUCGACUCUGAAGAGGUGCUUAAGUAUGUGUGUGAGAUUUUAAUGAAGCCCUGAUGCAAAUGUAUAUUGUUUUAUUAAUAUAAUUUGGGGAAAAAGAAUUGUGGAAAUUUGUGGGAUUAUUUUCUUGUGAUUGGAACAUCAUUUGGACAUUCUCCAUGUAACUGAUCAGAAUCAGAUCUAUGGAAUAUGUUGGUACAGAGAUGUUAUUGAAAGCUUCCUUAUUUUUUCAUGUUCUUAAGAUGUUAGAUUCAUCAAUGCUGUGUUUGUUUGUGAAGGAAAAUGGGACAGAUUUCAGUUCUUUUAGGAAAUUU